Molecule: messenger RNA, 1594 nt
Organism: Benincasa hispida (wax gourd)
Lineage: Eukaryota; Viridiplantae; Streptophyta; Magnoliopsida; Cucurbitales; Cucurbitaceae
Product: transcription factor MYB14-like
Source: RefSeq, a predicted model, not a curated record
AAUUUCCAAAUGUUUAAUAAAAUAUAAUUAAAAUAUAUACAAUAGAUGCUGUUUUCUUUUCACAAGACUUUUUCCUUUUGGAAAUAACAAGUAUUUAUAUAUCCAUUCUUAGAAGCUAAGUUCCACAAGAAAAUUGUCGUGUCUUGUGGAAGGAAAGAAGAAGAAGAAGAAGAAGAAGAAGAAGAAGAAGAAGAAGAAGAAGAAGAAGAAGAAGAAGAAGAAGAAGAAGAAGAAGAAGAAGAACAGAGUGACAUUUUAGAGAGAGAAUUUUAAAAAACAAAUUAAAAAUGGUGAGAGCUCCUUGUUGUGAGAAAUUAGGACUCAAAAAAGGGCCAUGGACAACUGAAGAAGAUGAAAUUUUGAUCUCUUAUAUCAAUAAACAUGGUCAUAGCAACUGGCGUGCUCUUCCAAAGCUUGCUGGCCUUUUGCGAUGUGGGAAGAGUUGCAGACUUCGAUGGAUAAACUACUUGAGGCCUGAUAUUAAAAGAGGAAAUUUCACUCCAGAGGAACAGAAUACCGUUCUUCACCUCCAUGAAAAACUUGGGAAUAGAUGGUCAGCCAUUGCGGCGCAAUUACCGGGGCGAACGGAUAACGAAAUCAAGAACUUUUGGCACACCCAUUUGAAGAAACGGGUCGUGAACAAACAAGGCCAUGUUUAUGAAAAACAGAAGUCAGCCGACGAUUCUGUCAUUGUUGAACAACCCAAAUCCAAACCCCAGAAGCUGGAUUGCUCUAACCAUUAUGAAUUCCCAUCUUAUUCCUUCGAUCUUUCACCAUUUAUAGAUUCUCCAACCGGCUACAAAGAAAUCGAGAACGAACAACACGUUGAAGUCUUUGAAGCAUUUCAUCAAACAUGUGGUGGGCAUUGGCCAGAGGAGCCGUCGGCUGAGAAUUUCAAUGGGCCAGUAUUCAACUCGUCGGUAGUCAAUGAUGAGGAACAACACCAACCGCCGUUCAGAGCCAUGGAUUCAGUUGAAUUUGGGUGUUAUUACAACAAUGGCGCUAAAAUGGACGAUAGUAUGGAGUUUUGGUAUAGGGUUUUCGUUAAAGCUGGUGGGUCGCCAAAUGGCCCUGCAUUUUAAUUUUACAGGAAGGGUAAAGUCUGAAAAUAUUUACAUUCCCUUUCCCUUUGAAAUUGGUGAGAUGCGGAAUGGUUCUAUAUUGGAUAUUGGUGUAAAUUGUGAAUUAGAUAAGGAUUGGAGGGUAUAAUAGGAAACCAAAAAAAGCCUUUUGCCAGCCAUUAAUCUUUUUAGUCUACGGUCAAUGACUAGCUAUAUUCAAAGGAGAAGGAACUGUCAUUAGGAUAAAUUUGGAUUUUCCCUUUUUUAAAAAAAAAAAAAUAAUUAAAUUAAAAAAAUAAGAAUAAUAACAAUAAUAAGAGGAGGAAGAAAAAUGAAGAAGAAAAUAAAUUGGAUGUUAAUAUUAGAAAAUGCCCAACAAACCAAUCAUCCCUAAACUAAACUCACUUUAAUCGCUUAACAUAUGCUUGAUCAUGUCAAAAAAUUUAGUGGAAAUAGUUAAAAAUUAAUUAAUUUUUUAAAGUUGUUGAUAGUAAAAUCAGAUCAAGUAAAUUCACUUAAUUGUCAUGUGUCGC